CGGGUCGAUCCUCCUGUAUGUAUUGGUGAAACAAUUCGAUACGCAUGUGAGAGUUCCAAACACUGUCUUCACAUAUCCGAAUACUUGCGGGGCUGUCUUUCUCUUUCGUUGUCAUUGAAUAUCGACUCCAUACACUUUCUCAUCCGGUGCUUUCACCAUGUUUCACUCGUCGAAGCCGUAUUCGGCUGUGACGGUCCAGAUCGAGGUCCUCACCAGCGAACAAUAUGAGGUGGAAGAUUCCAGUGGGAUUGUGGAUCUUAUCGAGGCCAUUCGCAUCCAGGCCAGUGGCCCUACGGAAGCGAGUCGCGCUUUGCGUAAGAAGCUCAAGUAUGGCAAUCUUCACCGCCAAUUGCGAGCCCUUACAAUCCUCGACUUCCUAAUCCAGAACACCGGCGACCGCUUCCUGCGGGAAUUUGCAGAUGAGCCCUUACUGGAAAGACUACGAAUCGCUGCGACCGACCCGGUUUCCGAUCCCUUGGUGAAAGAGAAAUGCAAGCAGCUCUUCGGGCAAUGGGCUGCUUCAUACAAGAACACUCCCGGCAUGGAGCGGGUUACAGGUCUCUACAGACAAUUACCGAAGCGUAAGCAGCCGGCUACUCAGGCAAAAGCCAAAGUGUUGCGAGAUGAGGGGCAAUCCGACGAACCUACGAUGGGCCAUACGGUGUCUGUGUCAGCCGGAAAUGGACCUGCUACAGUUCUCAGUGGCCCCAAACACAAGCACACAUCCAGCAAAUCGUCACUCUCAUCUUUCAGGAAGGAGAAGAAGGAGAAGAAGACACUAAGCAGGUCUUUCAACCUCGAGAAAGAGAAGCCGGAAAUGCUACAGACCCUCGCAUCAGCCUCCGUCGCCAGCACCAACCUCCUCAACGCCCUCAAGCUAGUCAACCGCGAAACGCACCGGGUCAGCGAAGAUGCCGAAGUCCUCAACCGGUUUGAGACUUGCAAGACAUUACGGCGCCAAAUCCUGCGAUACAUCCAGCACGUGGAAAGCGAGGAGUUUCUGGGUAGUUUGAUUCACGCAAACGAAGAGCUAGUCACCUCACUUAUGGCAUUCGAAGUCUUAGACAAGAGUGUAGACUACGACAGUGACAGCGACCAGGACGUCCUGGAGACGGGAUGGACCCCUGACCGCGACGACCUGCCCGACUCAUUCGCAGGGCUGGUUGUCAAUCCCCCGAAGCCACCUCGUCCCCCUCGCCCCUUGAGCAUAUCCGUACCAUCCUCAUCAAGGAAAGUCUACAAUGACAGCGAGUCAGAGACGGAAGACGACGAUGAUGAGGACAAUCCAUUCGGCGACCGCAACGCCAUUCGCACCCCUGGCAUUGAGAAGCAUGAACCUACCUGGUAGGUUUGUCUCCUACUAAAUAACUAGAUCUACGCCUAAUACCCCAGCAGGAGAGAAGUUUAGACGAACACUUGCCUACCCUGCCUUUUAUCGCAUCACUUGAUAUCACAUCAACCCAACUUAAAGCACACAAUCCAUUCUGAAACGGCCUGCACAUUUUCAUUUACGACAAGAGAAAGAAGUAUGAACUCCGCAAUGACGGCCUAACAUUUGACGUCACUCCAUUUCCCUAUUCUUCAUUGACCUUUGUCCGGCUGGUGUCCGCAUGGCAUGAGGCGCACGGGGUAGUUGUUAGAAUGAAUUUUCUGUAUGAAGUAGGACCCUAUGAUUGAUUCUGCUAUACCAAUGUCACGGAAAGAAAUCAGUUCGGCAAGGGGACUGGAGAACCUCCAGUAGAUUCGUAUAAAAGGUGUACCCUGCUGCACUCACCUAGAUUCGUGAGCGCUUACUUGUACCCUCAUCUCUAGUACCAUACUUAUAUAUCUCGUGACAGU
Messenger RNA from Aspergillus eucalypticola CBS 122712, 1839 nucleotides. Its product is annotated as LSB5 family protein. Lineage: Eukaryota; Fungi; Ascomycota; Eurotiomycetes; Eurotiales; Aspergillaceae. The transcript is spliced from 3 exons. The record is from RefSeq and is a predicted model, not a curated record. Gene Ontology annotation, molecular function: ubiquitin binding; phosphatidylinositol binding. Gene Ontology annotation, cellular component: actin cortical patch. Gene Ontology annotation, biological process: actin cortical patch localization; actin filament organization; endocytosis. The coding region runs from base 158 to 1348 and encodes 396 amino acids.